AUGGUCGGUCACCGCAGCCCUCUUCCAGCCAACAAUAAAAAUUCCAAUGAAGUCAGCUCGUACCCACAUUUCAGCUCAGUGCUAAGUAUAGAUUGUACUGAGAAGCAAAAGCAUAGUGAUAUUGUACCCGUUUAUUUGAGUCGACACAAGUCUGAUAAACCUACAAUCCAUCUUUUAGUGAUGGAGUGUCUGUCACACUUUCAAUCUGUAGGAUGUUUGUUGAAGCACAAUGUAGAUUGUCUGAACUUGAACAAAACUAAAGUUAUUUUACCGACAGAAGAGGACAAGAUUCUCAAAUUAAAAAAUUUUAAAUACAAAGAAACUGUUCUAUUCUGCGUUUACGCAGAUCUAGAAUGUCUACUGCAACCCACUCUUAAAAGUCUUGGGGAAAACAGAACAAUUUAUCAAAAGCAUACGCCGUACAGUAUAGCCUAUUAUCUACAUUGUGCGUUUAAUGAUUCAUUUCAAAAUUCGAAAUUAAUCGUGGAGAGACUUGCAUUCAAUGUGUUUCACAUUUGUGAAAAACCGUUUACGCUGGAAGACGUCAAACAUCGUGAUCACUGCCAUUUCACUGGAAAGUAUCGUGGUGCUGCUCAUCGAGGCUGCAACCUGAAUUAUCAAAAUUCACAUACAAUUCCUGUGAUGUUCCACAAUCUAUCGGGUUAUGAUUCACAUUUUCUAAUUGAAGCGUUGGCUACAUCGUUCGAGGGCACAAUCCAGCUUCUACCCGUAAACAAAGAGAAUAGUCUUGAGAAGUUAGCAACAUAUCUGGGUGAUGAUCAAAAAUCAAUUACACGAAAGUUUUGCCAUGAUUUAGAUAAAUUUCAGUUAUUUACUAGAAAAGGUGUUUUUCCGUACGAGUAUAUCGAUAAUUGGGAGAAGCUUGAUGACAGACGACUACCGACCAAACCACAAUUUUAUUCGAAAUUAAACGAUCGGGAUAUAUCAGACGACAACUAUGCACAUGCAUGUAAAGUUUGGCAAACUUUUAACGUUCAAACUUUGGGGGAGUACUCGGACUUGUAUUUACAGACAGACAUUUUUUCACUAGCUGACGUUUUUGAAAAUUUUCGACAUAAUUAUUGGACAACUUACAAACUGGACCCAUUACAUUACUACACGGCGCCCGGUCUGUCGUUUGAUGCAAUGUUAAAGUGUACCGACAUCGAGCUCGAGCUUCUCACUGAUAUAGAUAUGAUUAUGUUUAUAGAAAAAGGUAUUCAAGGUGGUGUGUCACAGUGUUCAAACAGAUACGCAAAGGCCAACAACAGAUAUAUGGGGGAGGCAUUCGAUCCACAAGUCGAAGAAUCUUAUCUCAUGUACUUCGAUGUUAACAAUUUGUACGGUGCUGCUAUGAGCUUUGCUCUGCCAUACAGUUCCUUCGAAUGGGUAUCAGACUUUAGACAAUACGACGUUCUUACCAUCUUGGACGAUGCGGAGUUCGGUUACAUAUUAGAGGUAGAUUUGGAAUAUCCUGUGGAACUGCAUGAAAUGCAUGAAGAUUUACCACUGUGUCCGGAGCACUACAUACCUCCGAUCUCGAGUACGAAGCAACCGGAAUUGACGACCACGCUACUUCCCAAACAAAACUAUGUUAUUCAUUACCGUGUUUUGAAACAAUGCUUACAAUUAGGUCUGAAGAAGUAUAGAGAUGUCAGGCUGAUCACGGAAUGGGACGGAAGAUACGGUGCUCGAGCUACUAUAGCUAAGCCAAAUUUCCAUAGCUGCACCAUUUUUGAUGAAGAUAUGGUGAUAGUCGAAUUAAAUAAAACGAAAGUCGAACUAAACAAACCUUUGUAUGCAGAUAGUUUAGUAUAUCACAUCACCGUCCCCGACGUAUACCAGUGUAUGAAAGUGGACUUGCAUAAAUUCGAUACAUCUGAUUACCCAAUCGAUAACGCUUACGGAAUGCCUUUAGCAAAUGAAAAAGUCCUCGGCUUGAUGAAGGAUGAAAACAACGGUCGAAUAAUGGUCUUAGGAGAGAAAAACGACAAAAAACGUGCUAAAGGGGUUAAGGGAUCAACGUUGAGAACAAUAACUUUUAAUGAUUAUUUGUAA
Diprion similis is the source of this 2058-nucleotide messenger RNA. RefSeq names its product DNA polymerase-like. The coding region runs from base 1 to 2058 and encodes 685 amino acids. The record is from RefSeq and is a predicted model, not a curated record. Gene Ontology annotation, biological process: DNA replication. The transcript has 8 exons. NCBI's taxonomy places the organism in Eukaryota, Metazoa, Arthropoda, Insecta, Hymenoptera, Diprionidae. Gene Ontology annotation, molecular function: DNA binding; nucleotide binding; DNA-directed DNA polymerase activity.